Messenger RNA from Penicillium oxalicum, 357 nucleotides. RefSeq names its product putative quinol monooxygenase. The record is from RefSeq and is a predicted model, not a curated record. Bases 1 to 357 code for a protein of 118 amino acids. The transcript has a single exon. NCBI's taxonomy places the organism in Eukaryota, Fungi, Ascomycota, Eurotiomycetes, Eurotiales, Aspergillaceae.
AUGGUUUACACUAUCGUCGUCCGUGAGUUCAUCACCUCCCUACUUAUCCCUUCCACAAAUCUUAACCUCCUUCGAAAUGCAGACCUGCGCGCCAAACCCGACCAGGAAAGCAUUUCCAAACUCCACGCCAAACUCCUCGAAGCCUCCGCCGUCUACUCCAAGGACAAAGAGACUCUCUCGUGGUUCGUCAUGCAGUCUGUGCACGACAAGCAGGAUUUUACCAUUGUGGAGCGCUACCUGCAUGAAUCAUCUCAGGAGUACCACUUGAAUAACCCUUACUGGAAGACGUUUGACCCGUAUGUCAUUCCGUUGUUGGAGAAGGAGAUGGAUCUGAGACGGUUUGAGGAGUUGCAGUAG